Humulus lupulus (European hop) is the source of this 4170-nucleotide messenger RNA. RefSeq lists its product as uncharacterized. Lineage: Eukaryota; Viridiplantae; Streptophyta; Magnoliopsida; Rosales; Cannabaceae. Bases 64 to 3735 code for a protein of 1223 amino acids. The transcript has 10 exons. The record is from RefSeq and is a predicted model, not a curated record.
UAUCAAAUUCUUUGACUUUCGCGAAAUUUCCUUCUUCUCCAGAGAGAGAGAGAGAGAGAGAUUAUGAUGCUUCGUCUCUGUCUCAGAGGAGCUCGUCGCCAUUGCUAUCACCAUUUUCACGACCGUCGUCCUCGCCUCUUAUCUUCCUCCAAAACCCCUAUCGAAUCCCCUCCAAUCAAUCUCCAAAUUUCCCGCCAACUCCCACCACCGUCACCUCCACCGUCCUCCAUUCUUCGCCCCACCACCACCACCACUCCUCCUCCUUCCUCCUCUCUCUCGCGGAAGUACCUUCUCACCUUCUCCGCUACUGGCUUGAUCUCCUCUCUCGCCUUAUACGCCCUCAUCUCCUCCUCCGACGAUGAUCGUGAUUAUAAGACCUCGAAUUCUCUCUACGCCGCCAUCGAACGCGCAAUUCAGAGAUACGGUGACUCUAUCAACAAUGUUUUCCUCCACAUUAAGCAAACCGGUGUUGCCGCUUCGGUCCUCUGGCAGUCCCUUAGGUCGGUGUUGUCAUCGGCCAAUCACGAGGUUCGUUCGGGCUUCGAGCUUAGGGUAGCGUCUCUUCUAGCCGACAUUGUCGCUGCCAAUGAGAGUCGUAGGGCUGCCAUUGUUGGGGCCGGUGGUGGUGGUGCUGUUGUCGAUUGGUUGCUUGAUUCGGUGGCUGUUCAAAGAGAUGGUUCAGGCGGCACUCAGGCCGAGUCGGCUAGAGCACUUGCCUACCUAAUCUCUGAUCCUAAUGUUUCAGCCGCGGUGCUUGGGAGGCCUGGUGCUGUUCCCAAACUACUGAGGUUCAUUUUCUCUUGUCAACCUCAGCGGUCGAAAAAGCAGUCAAGGCGUAGUUCACUUGAUGUUUCUGAUUCUUUGAAAGGCAGGAGCAUGCUUGUGGCUGCCAUUAUGGAUAUUGUCACAUCCAACUGUGAUGGUUUGGAAAACAUUGCGUUUAAGCCAUCACUGCCUGGAAAUGCUGCAACAAGGGAUAUUGCAGCUGCCAUUCAAGUUAUUGAAGAAGGCGGAAUGUUUCUGGAUGAGUCAGUUGAACAUGAAGAUGAUGGAGAUGGCGGAGGGGGAAUUAAAGGGAUAGGCAUUAAAGUUCUUGGGGGUACAACAGUUUUAGGCCUUUCAAGAACAAAUGAGCUUUUGGAGUUGAGGAAUCCCAUUCCUAGACAAUUGGAAUUAGAAAGUACUAUGAAGAGUAUAGUUUUGCAACGUAAGCAUGAGAAUUCCCGUGCUCAAACCAACCUGAAUUCUGCUGUUGUUCCUGGGUUGUGGGAUGAUUUGCAUUGUGAACAUGUUGCCGUUCCUUUUGCUGCAUGGGCACUAGCUAAUUGGGCAAUGGCAUCUGCUGUUAAUAGGUCGCUUAUAGAAGAACUGGAUCAAGAUGGAAAUGCUGUCAUGACUGCUUUAAUGGCACCUGAGAGAUCUGUAAAAUGGCAUGGGAGUUUGGUUGCUCGGUUACUCUUAGUGGAUCAUAAUCUACCCCUAAAUGAUUAUGUUUCUGAUUGGAGUUCCACUCUGCUUUCUACGGUUCAUCAGGCAAGUAAAAACGAGGACAUACCUCUGGCUCGGUUGGCUUUAUCAGCAUUCUUGGUUUCUAUUGAAAGAAGCCGAAGAGCACAGAAAUUAGUGAUGGAGAAGGGUCUUCAUUUAAUGAGAGACACUGCUAAAAGGACAACAAGGAAUAAAAAUGUGCAAGAAGCAUUGGCUAAAGCAUUGGAAUUGUUAUGUGCUGAGGACCUGCAUUUUUCUCUUCAAGAGAGCCAAAAGUGGUCCGGCAUAUUGCUUUCAUGGGUUUUUGAGAAAAGUUCCUCUGAUACUUUACGUUCUUCAGCAAUAAAAAUUCUUUCAUGCAUUCUUGAAGACCAUGGACCACAUUCUAUACCAAUGUCCCAAGGUUGGUUGGCUAUUCUGCUUUCUGAAGUUCUGGCUACUAGUAAGGCGGCAUCAAUCAAAGCAAAUGUUCAGCCUAAGAAUGACAAAGUGAAGACGCAAAUUGAUCAGUCGAACAUUGUUUCUGCUGCACAAGCUGUAAACCAAUUAGCAGGCGCUGUUGUAAAUAUAGCAGGGAAUCAGUUGGGAACAACCACUGAUUCCGUAGACGCAUUUCCACUAGCAGAUCUCUUUUCUAUGGAACCUCUUGUGGGGCCAUCUAAAAAUUUAAAGAAAGACAGUGUCCCUAAGUUUGAUGUGGCAGAUUCUGCUGUGGCAACCCUAAAGGGGAUCAAAGCACUGGCUGAUCUUUGCUCUGAUGACUUAUCUUGUCAGGAAAAAAUAACUGAUUAUGGGGUCUUAUGUCUGUUGAAACGCCUUUUGUUAUCUGAUGACUACGAGAAACUGGCUGCUAUAACAGCAUACGAUGCUUCCAAGAUCCAUGAGGCACAGGACCGAGAUGCAAAUGUCCCUAGUAAGUCAUCUGUAUCAGGUAAUAAUGAUCCAUCUAGUGUUCGAGUUCCACCUACAGCUCACAUUCGAAGGCAUGGAGCUAGGCUGUUGACUAUCCUUUCACUUCUUCCAAAGGUCCAAAAAAUCAUCAUAGCAGAUGAAGCUUGGUGUACAUGGCUUGAAAGUUGUGCAAAUGGGAAGAUUCCAGGCUGCAGUGAUCUUAAAAUACAAAGUUAUGCUAGGGCAACACUAUUAAAUAUAUUUUGUGACGAAGAAAUUGACGAAGAGUCUGCAAAUGGUGAUAUCUCCAAAUCGGGCACUGCAAAAAGAAGAAAAUCCUGUCCUCGUUAUGAUGACAUAAUUUAUUUAAUCAAUCCUGAAUUACCCCAUUGGAAGUGUCCUGAAAACAUUGAUAAAGACGAAUUUCAAAAGGAUUCAUCUUCUUCUGAGACUAUUGCUAUUGACCACAAUGAUAAAUCUGUUACUAAAUCUUCAACUGAUGAUGACUUGUCUAGUUCAGAUGCACAUGUUAAUAGAUUAGGAUCAGUAGAGACACCUCUUCUUGAUGUUGUUUUUAUCCAUGGACUCCGUGGUGGUCCUUACAAGACAUGGCGCAUAUCCGAGGACAAGUCAUCAACCAAGUCUGGCUUAGUAGAAAAGAUUGAUCAGGAAGCAGGAAAGCUAGGCACAUUCUGGCCAGGUGAAUGGCUCUCAGCUGAUUUCCGUGAAGCUCGCAUGUUCACACUUAAAUACAAGACAAAUCUCACACAAUGGUCUGGAGCUAGCCUGCCUCUUCAGGAAGUCAGUUCCAUGCUGUUAGAGAAACUUGUUGCUGCAGGAAUUGGUGAUCGACCUGUUGUUUUUGUGACUCACAGCAUGGGAGGCCUAGUUGUCAAGCAAAUGCUUUAUAAAGCAAAGACAGAGAAUUUUGAUAACCUUGUUAAAAACACCGUUGGAGUUGUAUUCUACAGCUGCCCACACUUUGGAAGCAGGCUAGCAGAUAUGCCUUGGAGAAUGGGCCUGGUUUUGCGCCCUGCACCAAGUAUAGGGGAGCUAAGAAGUGGAUCUGCAAAAUUAGUAGAGCUUAACGACUUUACUCGCCAUCUUCACAAGAAGGGGCUGCUUGAAGUUCUCAGCUUCUGUGAGACCAAAGUUACACCAAUUGUUGAAGGCUACGGAGGAUGGGCCUUUCGUAUGGAAAUAGUACCAAUUGAAUCAGCAUAUCCUGGAUUUGGCGAACUAGUUGUGUUGGAGUCGACUGAUCAUAUAAAUUCUUGUAAACCAGUCAACCGUUUGGAUCCCUCGUACACAGAAACAUUAGAGUUCUUGAGGAAGCUGAAAGCCCGCUACUCGUGAAUUCAUCGGUUGGAUUAGACUUGUGACACCAAAACUAGACAAAGGAUCUUGAUUCACACAGACAUGAACUAAUAAUGUUAAUAUGCUAUGUCGGUUCGCCAUGUAGAAUCGGAAGAUGGGCUCAAAAUCCUCAUUAUUUAAAACCAGAAAGAAAAAAAUGGUAGUUAGAAGUGCCUCAAGAUUAGUAACCUGGCUGAUGAAGCUAGGCAACAUUUUUUUUAUUAUUAUUAUUUUCAUUUUAUUUUUAGGUCCUCUCAUAAUUCUUUUGCUCAAGUUGUACAUGUUUACGAAUAUUCAAACACCAUUAAUGUCGUUGUAUUCCUUGUAGAUAAAGCUUGACUACAGCGGGUUUAAAGAGAUUUGUGUAUAACCCAAAGAAAUACAUGACUCAAAAGAAAGAAAAUAGAAAGAAUUACCAUGAUUUAUAGCUGAGAA